UGUUUUCAAGUCGUACUCUUCUGCCAUUUCUUUUCCAUCUGUGAAGAGGUAGUGAAUCUUCCUUUUUCCUGGAGGUGGAUUCCAGAAGCAAAUUAGCACACAAAUUAGAAAAAAAAAAUACUGGAAUGUAGGCCUAGUUUAGCACAAACAAGCCACGUAGUUUUAGUAUUAGCCCAACCGGACAUCUUAUCAUUCUUAGGUUGGCCACUGGUGCCCACCUUUAAUAGACAGGAUGGUGCCUCGUCACGGGAUCAUGAAAGCUUUCCCCAAAGUUAAAAGGGCCAGAGUACUACAGGGAAAGGAUGCACCCCCACUAAAGAAGAAACCUGAUGAAUGUGAUGUCACAGGAAACACUUUUAAUGGUGUCACAGUAUACAUCCUGCCUGCUGGAAUAGGAAAUGCCAGGUGCCAGAUCUUUCAAAAACAAAUUCAGCAGAAUGGAGGACAGACGGAGAAUUCACUGUGUCCAGGUGUCACUCACGUUGUUGUAGAUGACAACAUGGACAGUGACAGAGCUCUGCGCUUACUGAAAGUGGAUCGUAUGCCCUCUGGAGUCCAUCUGGUGAAAUGCACUUGGUUGAGCUUGUGCAUCAGUGAGAAACAACUACUGGACGUCGCCAGCUACAGCCAUCUGUUACCGAACAGGGACUCUGAAACAAAACAUGAAAAUAUUAAAGAAGAGUUGCCGAAAGUCAAGCCUGCUGCUGAAACAAUUGUAGAGCCAGUUACUCAUCAAACCAAGCAAGGGGAGACCAUAGAGAUGACACUACCAGAUACCAAAGAGGAACCACAAGGAGAAGACGAUGGCGUCCCACAAAGUGACCUGGAAGCACUCAUCACGGGCCAGAACCCCAAAGACGGUAUUCCUGGCCCCAGCCUCAACCCCGGUCAAGACUCUGCUGCUCAGGAUGUGGUCUCUGGGAAGUGGGUCUGUGCUCAGUCCUCUCAGUCCAAAAGUAAUAACUUCAAUAAACCCAUCACAGACAAACUAGAAGUACUGGCCAAGGCCUACACUCACCAGGGGGACAAGUGGAGGGCACUGAGCUACUCCAAGGCUGUCAACGCACUGAAGAGUUACCACAAGCCUAUUACAUCAUAUCAGGAGGCUUUGCAGAUUCCAGGAAUUGGAAAACGUAUGGCUGACAAAAUUGAUGAGAUUAUGGAGAGUGGUCAUCUCCGGAAGCUAGAUCACAUCGGGGAGGCUGUGCCAGUACUGGAGCUUUUCACUAACAUUUGGGGUGCAGGAGCUAAAACUGCACAACUGUGGUACCAACAGGGAUUUCGCACUUUGGAGGACAUCCGCACAAAAGCUCUCCUAAGCAGCACUCAGAAAAUUGGAAUCAAGCACUAUGAUGACUUUCUAGACCGAAUGCCCAGAGAAGAAGCAGCAGCCAUAGAGAAAGUGGUGAGGGAUGCCGCCCAGGCUAUUGACCCAGGCCUGUUGGCGAUGGCAUGUGGCUCCUACCGUCGGGGAAAAGCCACGUGUGGAGAUGUUGAUGUACUUAUCUCUCACCCUAAUGGCAAGUCCCACAAGGGCAUUUUCAGCAAAGUGUUACAGAGCCUCCAUAACAGUGGGUUUUUGACAGACGACCUGGUGAGCCAUGAGGAGAAUGGAGAGCAGAAGAAAUACAUGGGUGUGUGCCGCUUGCCAGGACCUGGUCACCGCCAUCGCAGGCUGGACAUCAUCGUAGUUCCGUAUAACGAGUUUGCCUGUGCUCUCAUGUAUUUCACCGGGUCGGCACACUUUAACCGCUCAAUGAGAGCCCUGGCAAGGACAAAAAACAUGGGCUUAUCAGAGCACUCGCUGAACAAAGCUGUGGUGCGUCAGGGAAACUUGAAGGUGUGUGGCGGCACUCCACUUCCUACACCGACAGAGAAGGAUGUUUUUAGCCUUUUAGGCAUACCGUACAGGGAGCCUCAUGAAAGGGACUGGUGAUGAUUUGCCAAGCACAAUGCCAUGUCUGGUUUUAUAGAAAAAUAAUCAUGAUGACGACAACAAUGACGACGAUGAUGAUGAAUGAUGACAGUGAGAAACCGCAAAUAUGCUCAAACAACCAAUUUUAAGGAUUUUUUUACACUCCACAGAUCAUGUAAGAGACCUGUUUGACUUGAAUGCUAAUUUUAUUCUACAGAUAAAAUGGUUGGGUUCACUCAAAUCUCAAAACAAUAUAUUUUCAUUCUCAAUCCUAGUUGUAUUUGUCCCUCCAGGUGGUUUAAGCCGUAUAUGCUGAGGUUU
Molecule: messenger RNA, 2236 nt
Organism: Xiphias gladius (swordfish)
Lineage: Eukaryota; Metazoa; Chordata; Actinopteri; Istiophoriformes; Xiphiidae
Gene: poll
Product: polymerase (DNA directed), lambda
Exons: 9
Coding region: 233-1936 (567 amino acids)
Biological process (GO): double-strand break repair via nonhomologous end joining
Cellular component (GO): nucleus
Molecular function (GO): DNA-directed DNA polymerase activity; DNA binding
Source: RefSeq, a predicted model, not a curated record